AUGUUUGUCAGAGCUAUAGUGGCUCAAGAUAUCGAAGAAACUGCUGCCACGGCCAGGAACCUCCGAAUAAUUGCCGCCGACACUUUUAGCGUUCCGAACUCGUCGGGGUUCGGGUAUGGUGGGCGCGCGAACUGCACUGCUGGAAGGCCGCUUGCCAAGCCUGAUCGCAUCUCAUUCAACAUGACAGAUGCAGAGAUCGCUCGCCGUCCGGGACAUGCAGCGGCGCGGACUCUUUGGCUUUUCCAGGCCUUCGUCGCCGGCCUUCUCUCUAUUCUCUGGAUCCUCGACAUAUUGCGGGAGAUUGAUCACCCAAGCUACGGAUCUGACGGCUACCCUGCUUCAAAGGACCUUCUCCUAGCUAUUCUCGCAGCUAUAAUAAUGUAUACUGUCAUUGUCCAAUGGCAAUAUUCGGACCCGCACCCGAAGGUCAUCGCCAAGUUUGAGCUGGCGAAAGGACUGCUCGCCACCGUCAUAUGGCUCUGGGUGCUACUGGACGCGAUUUUCUAUAUUCCUUCGCAUCCGUAUUACUACGACCCAUACUGCAGGUAUAGGGCAUCGACGGCCUGCCUUUGUAAGCCACUCACCAGAUUCGCCAAUGUCUCCAACAAGGCCUCGUCCAUUCGCGACUCGCUCUACCGUCUUACACCUAGCUUCUCCGACAAGAGAUAG
Diaporthe amygdali is the source of this 669-nucleotide messenger RNA. RefSeq lists its product as uncharacterized. The record is from RefSeq and is a predicted model, not a curated record. Lineage: Eukaryota; Fungi; Ascomycota; Sordariomycetes; Diaporthales; Diaporthaceae. The coding region runs from base 1 to 669 and encodes 222 amino acids. The transcript has 3 exons.